Branchiostoma belcheri (Belcher's lancelet) is the source of this 1973-nucleotide messenger RNA. RefSeq lists its product as uncharacterized. The record is from RefSeq and is a predicted model, not a curated record. The transcript is spliced from 4 exons. Bases 265 to 1245 code for a protein of 326 amino acids. Lineage: Eukaryota; Metazoa; Chordata; Leptocardii; Amphioxiformes; Branchiostomatidae.
CGGGCGACCCCUUCACCUCGGGAGAGAAUAGCGUAAGGUGUCAGAUGCCUUGUCGGGUUGCGGCGUACCGCGACUAAGUUUAGCUGGGGAGAUUUGUUCAGAUUCGUGCCAAACAAACCGACUUAACGUUGCAUUACUGAGCUAACAGCCUGUCUCAGGUUUUAUUGUGAGGCAGUUCUGCUUGCUACGGAAGUGAGAGAAAGCUCGCAGGCACGGCUGCUAGAACCAGGUUUUGUGAAGUUUGGACUUAAACUUUUCGUCGUCAUGCCGCGUAUCUUGGGAGAUCUGUCGGGCGAGACCGUCAAGUUGGUCCACAUCUUCGACUUCAGCGAGGGCUGUUUCGAGCGGUUCCGGCCAGUGCUGGGCUCGCCCUACGCCGCAGACUUGGAGGCAUGCGCCGGUACCAUCACGGCGUCCGUCACCUGCUGCCUGUACGACCCUGACGUCCGGCUGCACCUGCUCGGCUCCGACAACAAGGGGUACAUCCUCAGCACCGACAAGCCAGACUCGGACGAGGAUAGCUUGACCGUACAGCUCACCGAUGUGUCCGGCCUACCCUCGUCCUACCGCCGGAAGGCGACCUACAACAUACGGCGGUGGGACCUGCUAGUCUGCGCGCUGUCCCGCGGCAUUCUACGGCCCAUCUACCCCAGCAACAACCUGCCCCUCUUACAGGUCACCCCGACUCUGGGGGGAGGGGAGGGGCACGGACUCGUCUUCACCAACUGCUUCACGGGAAAACCUGCCCACGUGACCACCGACCAAUGGGAAUCACGGCUGCGGGACUCGCCUGUUCUGAAAGGUAUGCUGACGUUGGCCCGGACGUGUCGGGAGCGAUGGCGGGUGGUGGCCGAGAACGCGGGCGGGGCUUUAGACGCCACCUACCGGAGUUCGAUAGAAGCGUACUGCGCCAGCCAGCCCAACGUCACCAACGUCAUCUACUACGUGGACGUCUUCUGUGAAGACCUGCAGAUCGGAAUGUUCGGGCCGAGAUGUCAGGGUUACGUGGGCAGAGUUAGCGAGGGGUCCACCCUGGCGGAACAGAUGUCCCGGCACUGCAGUAAACACGAGGAUCUCCUGGAGGCGCUGCUGCACAGCCUGCCGUUCUACCGCGAGGACGGGCGGCCCAACUUCGUAGUCGUGCCCGUGGACUUCGCGCUGCCCGCGGACGCGGAGGACGCCAGGGCCAGCCUCUGCCAGUUUGCUGCUACCUUUACUGAAGUCGGACUGAAUCUGCAGCCUUGAACUUGAUCGGAGAAUGCUGUUGAACUUGAACCAAGUGUGCCGUGUUGUUGUCUUUCUCUGAACAUUGCUAUCACGUUGUCCAGAAAUAAUUCAGCAUGCUACCAUAUGUUGCCUCAAGCUGUUCAUAGACGUUUUCCUUUUUCCUUUGCAACUUGGAAAGGGAAGCAAAGGGGCCAGCUUAGAAUAUAGUUGCGACGCUCCCUCCUAGUACUACUAAUACCCUGGAGGUCACCGUUAUAUAUCAUGUCCAUUCCGUCCAUCAUCAUCUGGUCGUGAAAAUCUUACGGAUGUUCAUGACCCUAUUCCGUCCAUCGAAGAACAAUUUUUGAUAUGUAUGUUAUUUUUUUGAAAGACAAUCGUGCUAUGAAAGUUUAACACAAACCUUAACAGUGUUUUCUUAAAUAUUACGUCUUAUUCACUACAUAUCAGAGAUAUUGAGAGGUUAUCUUGUAAUAUUUUGAUAGAUGUUUUCGAAAGUUGAAGUUUGUUUUAUGAAUUUGGUUUGUGUUCUAUAACUUCUACAUGUGUAUUAUCCCCCGACAUUUUUGUUUCUCAUUUGUUGUAUGGGAAGUAAGGAAUUUUGUUGCAGAGCUGGUGGGGCGAAUAGAGUAUCAUGAUUAAAUAUUAGAUAUACGUUUUGUCUAAUCAUAAAAAAAACUCGGGGAUAGUCUAUGUUUAUUUAAUUUGCCUUGUAAAUAAAAGGGUGUUUUCUGACAGGCAAGUUGCCA